Molecule: messenger RNA, 3872 nt
Organism: Nelumbo nucifera (sacred lotus)
Lineage: Eukaryota; Viridiplantae; Streptophyta; Magnoliopsida; Proteales; Nelumbonaceae
Gene: ATLIG4
Product: DNA ligase IV
Biological process (GO): double-strand break repair via nonhomologous end joining; DNA recombination; nucleotide-excision repair, DNA gap filling
Cellular component (GO): DNA ligase IV complex
Molecular function (GO): ATP binding; DNA binding; DNA ligase (ATP) activity
Source: RefSeq, a predicted model, not a curated record
CGCCGAUAUGAACUCCGCAACCGCAUGUAUUUGCUUCGCUAGUUUAUCGUACACACAACACGUGACAAGUUAUUUGGGCUCACAUCCGAACGUGUCGAUCGAGAGAACAAGGGCAAGCGUAGGUUGGAACUUGGAAGCUUCUUCAUCUCGCGUUACUCCGCUGUGGCGGGUUACUUAGUCAUUUUGAACUUCAAAGCUUACAUCGCAUUUCGCAGAGAGUAAACACAGAGGGAGAGAGAGAGAAGAGAGGGAGGAGGAAAAUGACUGAUCAAACGGUGAAGUUCAGUGUUUUGUGCAGUUUAUUCAAUUGGAUGCAGCGAAGCAAGUCUUCGGCGAAGAAGCGGUCUAAAUUUCGUAAAUUUCUCGAUAACUUCUGCAAGCCUGGAGAUUACUUCAGUGCAAUUCGGCUGAUUCUUCCCUCUCUUGAUCGAGAAAGGGGUUCCUAUGGGUUGAAGGAGUCUGUGCUCGCAACUUGCCUUAUUGACGCCCUUGGAAUGUCAAAGGAGUCUGAAGAUGCUCUUCGCCUCAUCAAUUGGCGGAAGGGUGGAGCCAAGACGGGCGCCAAUGCUGGGAAUUUUGCUCUUGUUGCUGCAGAGGUAUUACAGCAAAGGCAGGGGAUGGCUUCUGGUGGAUUAACAAUCAAGGAGUUGAAUGACUUGCUUGACCAUUUGGCUUCAAGUGGGAACAGGGAAGAAAAGACUUCUGUUCUUUCUGAGCUUAUCAAGAAAACAAAUGCACAGGAAAUGAAGUGGAUUGUCAUGAUAAUUCUUAAAGAUCUGAAGCUGGGUAUUAGUGAGAAAAGCAUUUUCCAUGAAUUUCAUCCAGAUGCCGAAGACUUGUUUAAUGUAACAUGUGACUUAAAAUUAGUUUGUGAGAAGCUGAGAGAUCGAAGCCAACGGCACAAACGACAGGAUAUAGAAGUUGGAAAAGCAGUGCGUGCUCAAUUAGCCAUGAGAGUCAGUGAUGCUACUACUGCAUGGAAGAGGCUUCAUGGAAAAGAUGUGGUUGUUGAAUGCAAAUUUGAUGGAGACCGCAUUCAAAUUCAUAAAAAUGGAGCAGAAAUACACUUCUUUUCAAGGAACUUCUUUGAUCACCUUGAAUAUGGACAUGGAAUGUCAAACAUUAUUGUACAAAAUAUCCUUAUUGAUAGAUGUAUACUUGAUGGUGAAAUGUUGGUCUGGGACACAUCUACAAAUCGUUUUGCUGAGUUUGGUUCGAAUCAAGAAAUAGCAAAGGCAGCAAAGGAGGGAUUAGAUAGUGAUCAGCAGUUGUGCUAUGUUGCAUUUGAUAUCCUUUAUGCUGGAGACACAAGUGUUAUCCAUCAGAGUUUGAAGGAACGACAUGAAAUUCUUAGAAAAGCUGUAAAGCCUUUGAAAGGUCGUUUGGAAAUUUUAGUGCCAAAUGGUGGUCUUAAUGCUCAUCGUCCUUCAGGGGAACCAUGCUGGUCUCUUAUUGCAAAUAAUGUGGCAGACGUUGAAAGAUUUUUUAAGGAAACUGUUGAAAAUAGAGACGAAGGGAUUGUUUUGAAAGACCUUGGUUCUAAAUGGGAACCUGGGGAUCGAAGUGGAAAGUGGUUAAAGCUGAAGCCUGAGUAUGUACAUGCUAGUUCUGAUCUGGAUGUCCUGAUCAUAGGAGGAUAUUAUGGCUCUGGACGUCGUGGAGGCGAUGUGGCUCAGUUUUUGUUGGGUCUUGCAGAGCGUUCUGCACCAAAUGUCUAUCCGAGACGAUUUAUUUCGUUUUGUAGAGUGGGUUCCGGUCUCUCUGAUGAUGAGCUGAAUGCUCUUCUUACAAAAUUGAAGCCUUAUUUCAGGAAAAAUGAAUAUCCAAAGAAGUCUCCACCAAGCUUUUAUGAAGUUACAAAUAAUUCAAAGGAGAGGCCAGAUGUUUGGAUUGAUAGCCCUGAAAAGUCAGUAAUACUUUCAAUCACUAGUGAUAUCCGAACAAUUAGGUCAGAGGUAUUUGCCGCACCGUAUAGUUUGAGAUUCCCCCGUAUUGACCGGGUGAGAUAUGACAAACCUUGGCACGAAUGCCUUGAUGUGCAAUCUUUUGUGGACUUGGUACAGUCUAGUAAUGGCAACACCCAGAGGGGAACAGAUUAUGGAUGCUUACAAGAUAGUAAACCAAAACACACAAAAUCCUCACAAUUGGGUGAGAGGAAAAAGAAUGUUUCUAUUGUCCCUUCACAUUUUGUUCAGACAGAUACAUCUGGUGUUAAAGAGGAGACUCUUAUAUUUGCAAACAUCAUGUUUUACUUUGUCAAUGUGCCUCCAACCCAUUCUCUGGAUUCCUUCCACAAAAUGGUGGCUGAGAAUGGAGGAACUUUCUCAAUGAAUCUUAAUGGCUCAGUCACUCACUGUAUUGCAGCCGAGCAAAAAGGGAUCAAAUAUCAGGCAGCUAAGCUUCAUGGAGAUAUCAUUCAUUAUUCUUGGGUUUUGGAUUGUUGCUCACAGAAGCGACUCCUGCAGUUGCAUCCAAAGUAUUAUCUCUACUUGUCAGAAUCAUCAAAGAGCAAACUUCAAGAAGAAAUUGAUAAAUUCUCUGACUCUUAUUACUUGGAUCUUGAUAUUACAGACAUCAAACAGCUUUUUAGCAACUUGGUGGGAACAGAAGACUCCAAAAGUAUUGACCAUUAUAAGAAGUACCGUCCAAAUGAAAAAUGGUCAUGGUUUCAGGGAUGCUGCAUUUAUUUCAUUCCUUUGAUAGGGUCCAUAAAUAUGAAUUGGAAAGUUCUAUUUGAGAUUUCGCUGAGGAGGAUGAGUCUUGAAGUUUCUAUGCAUGGGGGUAAAGUCAGUUGUGACAUUUUUCAUGCUACUCACUUGGUGGUCUUGUCAGCACCAGGAUCUAAUGUGGACUUUGGCACUUUACUUGAAAGUUUCUCAGCAGCAGACAAACAUUUUCUAUACAACAAAAAGCUGCAUAUUUUAGGGUAUCAGUGGUUAGAGGAUUCCUUGGAAAUGGGCCAAAAGUUGCAAGAGGGGAAAUAUGGUCUGAGGCCUGAUAGCUUGGAGGAUUUACCUAUUGAACAAAGGAUAAGUGACAUAGAGGAAAACCAGAAUGGACAUCCCGAGAAGGAUGACAAAGGAAGUACUAAUGGACCUGCUGUAGAACACCUGAGAGUCUCAGAAUCCCCUGAGAAGGGUGCCAAAAGGAAGAGAGGCAGACCUGCUUUGACCAAAGCAAAAGGAGCAAGAAAAGGUUUCAGUCAAACUCGAAGAUCACGAGCAAGACUUGGAAACAGACCUGCAAAAAUAGAUGAGAAUGAAUCCGGCAGCAAUGAUUCCUGUGAUGAAACCAAAAAACAUGAACACUUUGUAACAAGUGAAGGGUCCAAGGGAACUGAUGGAAUGGACGCAAUGAAAAAUGGGACAUCCCAGGAGAAUGAAAGCCCAGAAGUCUUGGAUAGAUCACUAGGAAUCAACCCUACCAAAUGGGAGGCCACUGAAGAUGAAAACCCAGAGUGGUUUCCUAAGGACCAAAGAACUGAAUUGGAUGGUGGAAUUUACACCAGAGACUCUGAAAAUGCUCAAGGAUCUGGGAAUGCUUACAAAGAAAAGAAAGAUAACUUGGAAAAGCUGGAAAUGAUGGUAGAUCCGGUUCAAGCCAUGUUACUAGAUAUGAUACCAAGCUUGGGGGUGAAUAAAAUUGAAACUGCAGAUUCUGUUAUUGAAAUUAAGAAACCAUUGGAAGAUCCUGAUGCAGAGCCAGUAAAGAAGAAAAAGAAAGUCAGCUACAAGGAUGUUGCUGGUGAGUUGCUGAAGGAUUGGUAAAAUGUUAUAAUUCACUUAAAUUAAAAAUUGUAUUAUAACUAGGCUGGGAUUAGCUUGUACAUCGUUUGUUUUUCUUUUUUAAUCAGUGGUUAAAGAUUUAGUUAA